AUGUUCUCUCAAGUACUUCUCCUCUUACUCUCCAUCACCCCCUUCUCGUCACCAACACCUGUGGCGAAGCGAGCAUUCUCAAACGGUCCUGUCAUCACGUCGAAUUUCCCAGAUCCUGCUUUCAUCAACGUCGGUGGCACGUACUAUGCUUUUGCAACUUCCAAUGGAGCCCAAAACAUUCAAAUCGCAACGUCGCCAGAUUUCGAUACCUGGACGGUGACAGGCAGUGACGCUCUCCCGACAAUACCAUCUUGGAGCACAGGCGACGUGUGGGCACCUGAUGUCGCCCAGCUUGCUGAUGGCUCUUUCGUUCUGUAUUUCGCCGCCACUUCCUCUACCAACACAAACAUGCAUUGCGUCGGGACCGCCACAUCAUCGACGGUCCAAGGUCCCUACACGGCCAGUGACACCGCCUUUGCAUGUCCUCUUGACCAAGGCGGCGCGAUCGAUCCGGCCGGCUUCGCAGACUCCGACGGCUCCCUCUACGUCGUCUACAAAGUCGACGGCAACAGCCUCGGCGGCGGCGGCACCUGCGGCAACGCCGACGGCUCCUACUCCACCCCCAUCAUGCUGCAAGCCGUCGAAGCCGACGGGGUCACUCUCACCGGCACCGCCACCCAGAUCCUCGACCGCGACACCGCCGAUGGCCCUCUCAUCGAAGCCCCGAGUCUCGUCCUCGUCAGCGGCACGUACUACCUCUUCUUCAGCAGCAAUUGCUACAACGGUGCGGUUUACGAUACUAGCUACGCGACCGCCAGUGCUGUCGGGGGUCCGUAUGCGAAGGCGUCGAGUCCGUUGCUGGUGAGUGGAGGUGAUGGAGGGGCGUUGAACAGUCCCGGCAGUGCGACGGUGGGGCCAGCGGGUGCGCAGAUGGUUUUCCAUGCUGAUUCCGUGGCGGGGGAUCCGUCGCUUCGGCAGAUGUGGACGGCGGGGAUUUCGGUUAGUGGUGGUGUGGUCAGCAUCAGCUGA
This is a messenger RNA of Letharia columbiana, 969 nucleotides long. RefSeq lists its product as uncharacterized. The record is from RefSeq and is a predicted model, not a curated record. Gene Ontology annotation, molecular function: hydrolase activity, hydrolyzing O-glycosyl compounds. NCBI's taxonomy places the organism in Eukaryota, Fungi, Ascomycota, Lecanoromycetes, Lecanorales, Parmeliaceae. The transcript is spliced from 3 exons. Gene Ontology annotation, biological process: carbohydrate metabolic process. Bases 1 to 969 code for a protein of 322 amino acids.